Molecule: messenger RNA, 1692 nt
Organism: Mangifera indica (mango)
Lineage: Eukaryota; Viridiplantae; Streptophyta; Magnoliopsida; Sapindales; Anacardiaceae
Product: protein TIFY 6B-like
Exons: 7
Coding region: 111-1259 (382 amino acids)
Biological process (GO): regulation of jasmonic acid mediated signaling pathway; response to wounding; regulation of defense response
Cellular component (GO): nucleus
Source: RefSeq, a predicted model, not a curated record
AUGUCUCUCUCUUCUCCCUGCAGCUGCUUCUUCUUCUUCUUCUUAUUCUAUUUCUCUCUGUUCUCUGUUCUCUGAAAAUUAUUUUACCUUUACGUCGUCGUUUUAUUGAGAUGGAGAGAGAUUUUCUUAGCUUGGCUUCGAAGACUUCGCCAGUUGCUGUGAAAGAAGAGGCCUGUGACGGCGCUAAGGAUUCAGUAGCACCAGCUAAGAGUUCAGGGAUGCAAUUGUCUUUCUCAAACAAGGUUUCUGCCAUUCCUCGAUUUCUGUCUUUCAAGGCUCCUCAAGAAGGCGGGCCAAGAAAAAUGGCUCGUGAUUCUCUAGUCUCAUCUGGGUUUGUGCCUGUAUCCACAGCUGACGCUUUUGAUUGCAACCAGAAAUCUUUUUCUGGCCCAGUCCAGAAAAAUAUGAUUCUGGAUAAGCCAGGGGGAAACCAUUAUGUUAUGACAACCCAUACAAUGCAACACUUUGAUGCAAACCAUGUCCAAAGGCCUCAGGAAAUGAGAAUGCUCCCAAUCUCCAGCAAACCCAAUCAAACAAUUGCUGCAUCUAUAACCACUCCAGUUCUUCACUGCCAGCUUACCUCCACAGGACACAGUGUGGCUGGUAAUACCAUUAACUCACAACCUCUUGGAGGAGUUUCAGUCAUAUCCCCAGUUUCUGUUAAUCCCCCAACAAGUUCCAUCAUCGGUACCACUUCCAUCAUUGGUACCACUGAUUUUAGGAAUGCUUCCAAACCUAAUGCGGCACCUGCUCAGUUGACCAUCUUCUAUAAUGGUUGUGUGUGUGUCUAUGAUGAUGUGUCACCUCAGAAGGCUCAGGCUAUCAUGUUAUUGGCUGGAAAUGGGUCCUCUUUGACUGGUAAUAAGACACUACCUGCUUCACAGGUGCAAACAUCUAUUCCGGGGCCAUCUGUUGGUGAUGGCUGUAUUGGGAAAAAUUUGCAUAUUACAUCACCCUGCCCAGGCCUUCCAGGCACUAUUUCUAUGACCUCCCAUGUUGGCUCUCACUCAGGUGGAGGACCAAGUUACACUAAAGAAAUAACAAUGGUGAAACCUAUAUCAGUUAUUGCUUCUACUAACCAAUUGGAACCCGCCAAACCAAUUAGCACAGUAGGAUCUGCUGCUACAUCUCUCAUUCAAACUGUGGCUGUGCCACAGGCUCGUAAAGCAUCUUUGGCACGAUUUCUGGAGAAGCGCAAAGAAAGGAUAAACUUUUUUGUGUACAUUCAGGGUGUUGAGCACAUCGCCGUACAAUGUUAACAAGAAAUCUCUAGACUGCAAUAGCCCUGGAUCUGAGGGUUUAAGUUUGUCAGUCAAUUCUUCUGGCUCAUGUCUUCUCCCAGCCAUCAAUUAGCAAUAAAAGACCAGCCCAGUGCAGGGCCUGUGGGACGAAAGCUAAAUUCGAACACCAAAUGUAAGAAGAAGCCUCAAUAUUGUUUUUGCUCAACUGUAAGCUCAAUUCUUUCAACUUAAUUAAAUUUUUAGUUUCAUAGGUAUAUGGUAUAUUUUUGUUUGUUUUUGUUGUUUCUUUCGACAACAUUAUGAAACCCUUACCAUUAUAUAUGCGGUAAAAGUACUGCAAACACAUAAGAAUUAUAUUUUUAUUUACAGUCUCCCUGAAUUCAAUUUUUGUAGGCCUUUUACAGUUAAAAUAAAACCAGUUGUGGAAGUGCCAUUUGAUGCUUAUUUUUUA